Mesitornis unicolor (brown roatelo) is the source of this 1728-nucleotide messenger RNA. It is a transcript of the gene FBXL2, whose product is annotated as F-box and leucine-rich repeat protein 2. Gene Ontology annotation, molecular function: protein binding. The transcript is spliced from 14 exons. Gene Ontology annotation, biological process: SCF-dependent proteasomal ubiquitin-dependent protein catabolic process. Gene Ontology annotation, cellular component: SCF ubiquitin ligase complex. Lineage: Eukaryota; Metazoa; Chordata; Aves; Mesitornithiformes; Mesitornithidae. The coding region runs from base 1 to 1212 and encodes 403 amino acids. The record is from RefSeq and is a predicted model, not a curated record.
AUGAAAAUAUUUUCUUUCUUGGACAUAGUUACUUUGUGUCGAUGUGCACAAGUUUCCAAGGCAUGGAAUGUUUUAGCUCUGGAUGGAAGCAAUUGGCAAAGAAUAGACCUCUUUAAUUUUCAAACGGAUAUAGAGGGUCGUGUUGUGGAAAAUAUAUCGAAAAGGUGUGGUGGGUUCCUGAGACAACUUAGUCUGAGAGGCUGUCUUGGUGUUGGAGACUCCUCUUUAAAGACCUUUGCACAGAACUGCAGAAACAUCGAACACUUGAAUCUGAACGGAUGCACAAAAAUCACUGACAGCACGUGUUACAGUCUUAGCAGAUUCUGUUCCAAGCUGAAACAUCUGGAUCUGACAUCUUGUGUAGCCAUCACAAACAGCUCUUUGAAAGGCUUAAGUGAGGGUUGCAGAAAUCUGGAACAUUUGAAUCUUUCCUGGUGUGAUCAGAUUACGAAGGAUGGUAUUGAAGCACUGGUGAAAGGGUGUAGUGGACUAAAAGCUCUAUUUCUUAGAGGUUGCACACAGUUAGAAGAUGAAGCAUUGAAACACAUUCAAAAUCACUGUCAUGAACUUGUAAUCCUGAAUUUGCAAUCCUGUACCCAAAUUUCAGAUGAAGGCAUUGUAAAAAUCUGUAGAGGAUGCCACAGACUUCAGUCACUCUGUGUCUCAGGCUGUAGCAACCUUACAGACGCUUCUCUCACAGCGCUUGGUCUGAACUGUCCGAGGCUGAAGAUUUUGGAAGCUGCAAGAUGUUCCCAUCUCACAGAUGCUGGUUUUACCCUUCUAGCACGGAAUUGCCACGAGCUGGAGAAGAUGGACUUGGAAGAAUGCGUUUUGAUAACUGACAGCACAUUGAUACAACUCUCUAUACACUGUCCUAAGCUACAAGCAUUGAGCUUAUCUCACUGUGAAUUGAUCACUGAUGAUGGGAUCCUCCAUCUGAGCAACAGUACCUGUGGUCACGAGAGGCUGCAGGUCCUGGAGCUUGAUAACUGUCUCCUCAUCACUGACGUGACCCUGGAGCACCUGGAGAACUGCCACAACCUGGAGAGAAUCGAGCUGUACGACUGCCAGCAAGUCACGCGAGCUGGGAUCAAGCGCAUCAGAGCUCAUCUACCUCACGUGAAAGUUCAUGCUUACUUUGCUCCAGUAACUCCCCCUCCAUCGGUAGGAGGGGGCGGACAGCGGCUCUGCAGAUGCUGCAUUAUUCUUUGACAGUAAGUGCAACCAUACCGAAAAUCGUGGUGGUCUUGUUGAAAAAAAGAAUGGGACUGCAAGUCGGUGGAAGGAGUCGGUUUCCUGACAGUCCUAGUGGUGUUUGGUCAUCCAGUUUUGUGACGAGAAAAGCAUUCUCUUUUUUUUCCAGGUUAAAAAAUUCUUAAUGUACUGUGCAGCUGUGGAUUAAGUUGGUGAUGCUUUGGUUUGUAUUAGUAACUCCUUCCUUCUGUUGGCAUGAGAACUGCAGUACCGUGUGAAACGUGGGGGCAUUUCAGCGUAGCAGCUUCUUGGUGCGAGUUCACUAAACUUGGGAGUUAAUCUGUAUUUGUAAGCACUGAGUGUGUGAAGCUCUAACCUAAGGUGGGGCUCAAGUCUGUCACACCAAGGAACUGAACCUGCUGUUCUGUAAUAUACACGACAGAUCAAAGAUCAGGUUUAAGGACAAAUCAGCUUUAGCAGACAUUGACCAAAAAAAAAAUGCAAGGUACUCAUGAGCUCUUGCAGCAAAACAGC